GGUGUGACUUAUAGUUGACUGUGUGUUGCUUGCAAGACGCAGUACUGUCUGCUCCCUGUCCACUGCAUCUGCCUGCACGCUGCCAUGAUCCCUGUCAUGAUGAUAAGGGACUGAGCCUCUGAAACUAACUUGUCACUGUUCACAGUUCACAUCUUGAAUCUACAAUGGACACAUCAAGAGUCUAUGGCAGUGUAAAGACAGUUAAGACUCCAGGGAAUAAGUAUGUAUCACCCCCAUCUCUUCACCCAGAUGCCUGUCAGUGCCCACAUUGGCAUCGGUUGGCUCUGAAACUCAGCUGUGCUGGGCUGAUCUUUCUUUUCUUGAGCCUGAUUGGACUCAGUGUCUUAGUGCGAUUCUUAGUGCAAAAAACACCAAUAGAAAGAUACAGUGUGGCUGCUCAAGAGAACAGGACCAAAUCAACAGGGAGAUCAACCAUACUAACAUGCCUGAGACAUUGGCAUCCAUAUCGGGAUAAAUGCUUAUUUAUGUCUCAAACUUCUGGGCCUUGGGCUGAAGGUCUAGCUGAUUGCUCUGUGAAAGAAGCCACUUUGCUACUCAUUGAAGAUGAAGAAGAAUUGAGAUUCAUUCAUGAUUUCUCAAAGAGAAAAGGACAGCAAUUUUUUAUUGGACUAAAUUAUGUGCCAGCACAGAAGAUCUGGAAGUGGAUAAACGGCUCUAUUUUAAAUCCUCAUCUAUUACGAAUCAUGGGCACUGAUGAAGAAAACAGCUGUGCGAUCAUCUCACAGACAGAAGUAUUUUCUGACUUCUGUUCUGCAGACAACCGUUGGAUCUGCCAAAAGAAGCUGAAGCAUGAUUGAAAUCCUGGGUCCUGAUUCCUGAUUUCGAAUCUCAUCUCUAUUGCUUUACCAUCUACACCCAAUCUCUGCAUUGAACUGCCAAUGCCAUCAGCCCUCCCAAGUGUAGGUAGAGGCACAGAGCAUGGACUCUAAAAACACCACGACUCUUACAGCUGCUCACUUCCAAUUUCUUUAUUUUGUAAAUGUGAAUGUACACAGACACGGAUGGGCCAUUCUAAGAGAAUGUUCUAUAGAUGGAGGCCCAGGCCAGCAGGGGGCACUGGAAGCCUUGGGUGGCCUUUGUUGAUGUCUGUGCAUGAGGUCAUCUGAAGAUGGUUGCAGAAAAUUGAUUGCAAAGUCCUCAUCUCUACCCCCUAUCCCAAGCUAUCUCACAUCUGGGCUACAGAUCAAAAGUCUUUGCUCUUGACCCUGACACCAGAGGCCCAUAGUUAAGGAGCUUGGUAAGGGAAGAGUUUGUUUUGAUUGAGACCUCCAAAUUAAACAAUUAAUAAUUGACUAAUGUUCUGAUAAUGAGAGUGACUCUAGGUAAACUGAACUCUGUCCAUGUGAUGCCUCCUACCCUGUGGUGAUGUACCAGAAGAACCUGGGCAGAUGCUGGUGCUUGGCCCUGGGCUAGUCAGUCUCCAGAGCUAUGAGACAGGAGGGUCUCUUCUCCUUCAAUUUCCUGUGAUGGCAACAAAAAUGGACUAAUACAGGGACUUGUCUCUUCCCACCUUUCCAAAGACCUUCCUAUUUUAAUUUUCUCAUCACAUCUUUCUUCCACACCUCUCUAUAGCUUAUGGCUCAUGCAUAAACUGUAGGAAGUAUGCAGCUAAAUAUUUGGUUAUUUUAGCAUAAAAUAAAUGACAUCUUUUCAAUUCUUCAUUUAGAGAAAUUAAAAUAAUAAGUAUUCUGAUAAAUA
Messenger RNA from Peromyscus leucopus (white-footed mouse), 1719 nucleotides. Its product is annotated as killer cell lectin-like receptor subfamily B member 1F. Bases 165 to 818 code for a protein of 217 amino acids. NCBI's taxonomy places the organism in Eukaryota, Metazoa, Chordata, Mammalia, Rodentia, Cricetidae. The record is from RefSeq and is a predicted model, not a curated record. The transcript is spliced from 7 exons.